AUGAUAAAUGUCGAUGGCAGGGAACCCUUCAUGGGCAGCUUUACAAAAUUAACUUUCCGUAGCCCUCGUUGCAUUGCUUCAAUAACUGUAGACAGCUUGACUACGUUAACUGGGGCUGAAGAAGUGGAACUUAUCUACAAAGUUUGUGAAAACGAUACAGCUUGGUAUCUCACGCAUUACAUCAGUAGUGGCAAUGAAUUUACACUUCAUUUUCCAAUCUAUGCACAAGUUUUCGUGGUUGUCACCCGUAGAGGUUACAGAAUCAUCGAUGUCGGAGUGAAAUCUUGCAAUAACACAAAUUUAGAAGAGAAAAGAAUUCCGAAGAAAGUACACACGUGCACACAAGCAAAUGGAAAAAUCUUACGUAAGCGUAGAAAACAUCAUAAUGAGCGAUUUUUGGUGCAAGAAAGACAUGGAAGAGUGAAAAGAAGUAUGCAAAUUAGUAAUACUCUCGAAUUCAGGGCGCAAAGUUCACCUCAUCAGAUUUUAAAAAACAUUACCAUUGCUGCAGGAGAUAUUCUGAAAAUUCAUUCUGGAACACAUAUGCAAUUUGCACCAAACACUGGCAUUUUAGCAUUUGGUACUUUGCAAAUUGUUGGUACAAGUAAUAAACCUGUAUUGUUAUAUCCUAUAAAUAAUACCUGGUAUGGUUUACAAGCUAUAUUUACUGAUGCAAAUGUUGCAAAAGAAUCAAAACUUGUUUAUGUAAAUAUUUCCGGAAGUAGUAAUGGAAUAUGCAUUAAAUCACCUAUUCUUCCAAAAAUACACAAUGUGAUUAGCGACAGCAAUGGCAAUGGUCUUAUAAUUUUGAUCCAAAAAAAUUACAAUGAAUCUAAUUAUCCAUUCGACUGGGUAUUGAGGAGAAUAACAACUAUCAACAACCGUGCUAAUGGUUUAGUAAUAAGUGCUGAAGCUAAUCAACUGAUAAAGGUAAUCUUAAAAGAAGUCUUGUCAGCUUCUAAUCAAGCAAACGGUCUAGUGCUACAAGGAAAUUUCUUUGUCACUGUGAAUUCAAGUCAAUUUUUUGCAAACACAAAAAAUGGAAUUUCGAGCUAUUUAAGCAGUAAUUCAGCACUAGAAAUUACUGAUUCAACAUUCGGUUCCAACGGUCUUCACAGCGUGCAUAUUCCAAGCAGUCAGCAAAUUCGUUUCAAAUUUCUUCAUAGCACAUUUAAAGCACAUAAUUUUGAAACAGUAAUUAUGGUCGAAUUCGCUAAUCAAAGUAAUUUUUUGCUAGACAAUUGUCAUGGAUGGAACAAUAAUGCUGGUGGAAUUGCAUUUUUGCAAGUUAUCGAUAGUGAUUUGCUAUUUUUAAAAAGCAGUUGGACUCGAAAUCGAGGAUCAAUUAUAUUUAUUGAUCAAAUUCAGGGAAAAACAAAUAUUUUAAUCGAGGACAAUAAUUUUGACAGAAAUUUUUUCCUCAAUACUUCUGCACUUAAUGCUGUUAUCCAAAUAAGAAUGACUGAAAGCGACAAAGAUGUUCGAGUUCGAUUAUACGGCAAUCGAAUGCAAAAUAAUGCAAUGGAAAAUAUUUUGCAAAUUAGUCGGAUUGUUGGUCCUCAUAUUCAAGCAACAAAUGCUAAAAUUACUAUCAUUAAAAAUAUUUUUGUAGAAAAUAUGGCUAUAGAUACAGUAUAUUUAGCAACAAAUUUUGUCAAUAUUUCUAGGAAUACUUUUGACAAUCCAAAAGCUCAAUGUGAACUUCGUUCAGGUCAGAAACAAUCAAAAGAUUUAAUUGAUGCGAGAAACAAUUACUGGAGUUCUGUUGAUGAGGAAGAACCGUUUGGACAAGAUGUUAAUCCCAAUUGUUGUAGUACCAUUUCUAAACAUGAGUGUGGAUAUAUUAUCAGAAGUUUCGACCAAGAAACCACAAAGAUUGAUUUCAAAAAUGUGCGAUUUGAUAAAUCAGUAGAGAUAGAGAGGAAUGAAAAUGCGGUAUUUCACGAAGGAUCGGUGCUAGCAUUUAAACCAGGUCAUGGAAUUAUUGUUUCAGGAGCUUUGCAUUUACUAGGCGUUCGAGAAAAUCCAAUUUUACUAAGAAAUUUUGGUGGCACGUCAUGGCUUGGUAUUAUUUUAAAACCAGGUGGAACCCUUUAUGCAAAUUACUGUAUUCUGCAAAGUGCUGUAAUUGCUUUAAAUAUUAGUUCAUCUCAAAUACACAUUAAAAAUAUUCAAAUUAUACGACCAAUUGUAUCUGGAAUAUUAAUAACAACAAUUUAUAACGGUGAUUUUGAUAUGGGUCAAACGAGAAUCGUUCAGUCACAUAAAAAUGGUAUUGAAAUUUUGGAACGAGAGACUAAUAGUAGUAUAUGUCUCAGAAAUGCCGUGAUAAUGGAUAGUGCACAAGCAGGAAUAGAUAUUAUGGUUCCUGCUGGGAAUAUCACUAUACAAAAUAUUGUACUAGAAAAUAAUGGCUUAUAUGGGAUUCGCCUUGUCCAAAGCAGAAAUAAAGAGCUGGAUUCCAUUCGACUGAGUAAUUUAACGAUUCGAAAGCAAGUCAAAGGAGAUACGGGAAUUUUACUUAAUUUGAAGUCAUACUCUUUACUUCAUCUAAACACUUCGAAUUUCAUUUUCAAUGCGCUUCCAAGUAUUGCCCUGUUCACUAAAUGUCAAAAAAAUAUAAAAAAUAAAAAAGUACCAAAUGUAUUAAUUGAAAAAAAUCGAUUCUGGAAGAAUGACAAUUUGGUUAUGCGUGUAAGUAUAGAAAAUUGUGGAAAUACAAAAAUACGAAGGAAUAUUUUCAUUAAUAAUAACGAAUUUGGUGAAAAUGGUGCAUUAACUGUUCAAAUAUCACCACAGGAAAUGCAACCUGAAUUAUCUAUUGAUAUUACUGAAAAUAUAUUUGUCAAAAAUAAAGGAGAUUGGUCAAUGUUUGUUAGUGCAACAAAUUUAAAUCCUUUUCAUGGUACUAUUUAUUACAACCGUUUUAACGGAAAUCAGAAUUCUCGAGAAUCUCCACUAAUCGUCAAGAGUUCUCAAUUGCACGUACAUGCAAACCAAUUUGAUGAUAGAAUGUUCUUUGACCAGUUUGAUUUCCACAUUGAUCCUCUUGAAGAUGAUUUAACUGAUAUGGAUGAUAAUUACUGGAAAGAUGACGACAUGCAAAAUGUGGCAAAUUUUGCUUUCAGUGAUAAAUGGAAUCAAUCAGAAGCACAUUUAUCAGCAAUUAGUCGGAAACGAGCUGCUGAGGAUGAUUGCCUGGCAGUUUCUAAUUGCUCUAAUCAUGGACAGUGCAUAGGUCUCAAUGACUGUCACUGUAAUAGUGGAUAUUCAGGACUCGAUUGUUCUCAAAGUACCUGUAUAGAAUUACAGAAUUGCUCGAUGAAUGGUUACUGUGUGGGACCAAAUUUAUGUAAAUGUUUUGAAGGGUGGCAGAAGGAAGACUGUUCUACGCCCACAUGUCAUCUUCUUAAUAAUUGUAGUGGUCAUGGCGCAUGUGCUGACUGUAGCAAAAGAGUUGACAAUUGUACUUGGAGAGGCUGCAACAACCAUGGAUUAUGCGUUGGAGGUCAGUGCAUCUGCGAAUCCGGAUGGACUGAUCCGUUUUGUUCGAGUGCUCUAUGUGACGAGUUAAAUGACUGUUCAGGAUCAGGAAAUUGUAUUCGACCUCAAGUCUGCGAGUGUUUUCAUGGAUACAAAGGAGAUGACUGCUCAAUAUGUCUUGGUCCCCACUGUCAUUCUUGUAAUGUUGUUUGUGUACACGGCCGCUGUAAUCCCAAUACAAAAACUUGUGUUUGUCGGAAUGGAUGGAUUGGUAUGAGCUGCAAUAUUUGUGCUAGUGGAAAGUGUGAUUCAGUCUCGGCAGUUUUAUAUGUUCAACCUACAGCUGCUGGAAUCCAUCAAAAAAAUCAAAGUAUUUUGGUCUACGGCAACGAUUUACCUCAGUUAGCCGUACCAUCAAAACGUUAUACAUGUUUAUAUGGAAGUACAGCAUCUGAUGGAUUUUUUAUUUCAUCUUCACUGAUUCGAUGCACAACUCCUACAUCAGUUUUACCUGGACGUUAUUUGUUCAAUCUUGUGCCUUAUGGCUCAAAUAUGGCUAUACCCUUCUUGGAUAGACGUUUGAUUCAUUUCACAUUUUACAAUGAAUGCCAACAAGUGAAUUGCAAAGGUUACUGUGUUGGCGGAACUUGCAUUUGUCCUGCUGAUCGGGAUGGAUUGAACUGUGAACAGACAAGAAAUAUUUCAAAAGUUCAUAGUGAAACUCUGAACAAUGAAAAAUUGCUUGAGGCUGUAGAAGGAGAACCAUAUACUGUCAAACUGCCUUCACAGCAAGACAAUACGAUAUUUACCGUGGAAACAGAUGCUCAUGGAAUGGUAGUUUACCCAAAUGGCAUGGUAUUCUGGGCACAGCCCAUCGGACGUGCUGAAGCAUAUGUAGUAAAUGUAAGAGCUGUAUCACUUACCACUGAAAAUGUAAUUAAUUGGAAUUUGACAGUGAAGCCAACGUACGAUGCAAUAGUUACAAAAGUUGAGAACAUAGAUGAUUCUAACAUGAAGCUAAUCAAAGGGACAGUUAUUUAUAAUGUAAAAGUUGCUAUGCACCCAAGUAUAACAAAUCUAGAAAAUAUUACAUUUAAAAAUAAUGUGACCUGGAAUGGAUAUUCUUUUGAAAUUGAAUGUGAUCCCAAAAUAAUGGUCGAUCCUGGCCGACAAGUUGAUGCAAAUUAUCAUAUAAAAAAUAAUGGUCAAUUACUGUUAGUGAACUGUCAGGUAGUACUGAUUGCCCCACGUGACAAGAUGCAAAUUUUGAAAUACGAAAAGGUUCUUAGAACUAUAGCAAGUGGAGAAUCUGCGAGAAUUACAAUUACUUUUAUUGCUGAUAAUAAUAUCGACGAUACAACAAUUAUCUUACAAUUCAAAUGCAUUGAUACAUUAAAAAAAUUAGUCAAACAACAAGUCCAAGUUCCGCGUGCCAAGCCAGAUUUUGCAUUUUAUCCCAAGGAAAUAGUCAUUUCAUCAAGUUCACGAAUAUGUCCAAAAAUAAUCUCGGUGGAUAUUGUAAACAACAAAGGAUAUGAAUUUACUAAUAUGCCGAAAAUUAUAAUUCGACCUGAUAAUACUUCUUUAUUUCUCGUAUCUACCAAACCGUUGCUUCAGAAUCUUACGAACUUCAGUACUUCAGGAUCUAUUCUCACUCUCUCUUUCAGCUAUCAAUCAUUAAUUUCUUCUAUUACACCCGGAAAUUUAUCUCUUUCAGGGGAUAUAGUUUUUUUAGAUGACAGUAAGCCGCAAUUUACAAUACCAUAUCACAGUAUGCAUGCAACGUCGGAUUUAUUUGAUUUUUACGUAAUAGUGCGUGAUGAAUUAAACGCAUUGAAUCCAAAUUACAUAAUUGAUGACGCACAAAUAUUCCUUCAAAAUGAUGUACAUAGUUAUAAUGAUAGAAGACAAACGAAAAUGAAUGAACCCAUCGUUUUCUUUUCAAUUGUUGAAGGAACUUAUCAAUUAACUGUUACAUCGCCAACACAUGAAACAGUGAUAUUAAUAGUUCAAGCAUCCGUCGCAAAUUCUUCUAUAUCAGUAUUUCUUCCUCUCUGUCAAUCACUUUCACCAGUUGUUGAAGAUAGAAAAUUAUCGCUGGAAAAAAUUGAAAAGCAAUACAAGAUGUCAUUUCCGGAAAUUUACCUAAUUCCAUCCUCAAUUUUGGCACCUCAAAAUGGUACAAAAAUGGUAAAGUUGAUUGUACAAAGCGAUGAUAAAGGUGCAAAUGGUAGUAUCAUUAUUCUACCAUCUGUAGAAAUCUAUAACCAAUACCUCUCGUUCUCUUUGGCAACGCCAGAAUUCAACAACAGUCUAGGACCUGGGGAUGGCUACCCAAUUUAUUAUCAGCUAUCAUAUUUAUCUGAAAAAAUUAUGAACAACAUUGAGUGCAACACAUUUGUUGUACAAAUCCCAUACAUCUACAUGAUACAGAAUUUAAUGACAAAUUAUGCUCAAAAUAUUCAAGUAUUAGUUGAUCAAAGAGAUAAUGAAGCUCAAGCAAUUCAUCUAUGUAAAGUGGGCUUAGAAAUGGCGGUGAAAGAAAUUUCAAUUUGGUCAAAAACUAUGAUUCACUGUGAUUGUGCAACAAAAACCAAAGAAAUUUGUCGUCAAAAGUAUGUUUCGGCAGCUAUGUGUGGUAGUUCCUGGAAGUAUAUUCCUGAUGAUACAGUAACACUAGAGACGAUUGCAAUGUUCAUUGCCAUGAUUGCUGAAUGUCAGGCUAAUCAAGUUGAUUUUCAAAAAAUGAAGCAACUGUUAAGCUGUGCUGCUUCUCUUGACAAUCGCUGUUCAAUAAACCGUCAUCGACGUACGCUAAAAAUUAGGUCAACUACAGACCGACGUGAACGCGGACAGUUUUUUGAUCAGCUUUCAUUAGUGGAUGAACAAGCUGAUGGUAUGCUACACAAAUAUUUUCCAGUCUUAAAUGUGUUACGAUUAGAAGCAGUAAAUACACCUGCUCUAUAUUAUGCUUUUUUUGAGCAACUCAAUAUUCUGCUGCCUUUCAAAUAUUUCGAAAAAAUUAAAAGCAGGGAAUGGUAUGAUAAAUUCUUCGAAUAUAUAUCUGAAUCAUCUGAAAAUGGCUUGGCAAUAAGUGAAGCUGAAUAUACUACUUUGAAAAAUGAAGGAAGCAUGGAUUUGAUUCAUCGAUGGAAUGCUACAGUUCGCGAAUGGUUGAUGGGUUCUGACCCUUUCAUUGAAACUCAUCAUCUGGCAGGGAUCAAAUUUACUGAUCUUCGAGAAUUAGUCAUUCGUUCAGAUCGCUUGAAAACUCUCACAAAACAGUAUGGUGCAGAAAACCCUUUUGCAUUACUUCAUAAUUACAUGGAGAGAUUGUUAUCUGCUGAAAUGGAAAAUCAUUCAGGCUUUCAAAAGUUUACGAAAACUGAAGAUGAUUAUAACGAUGUUUGCGCCAUCGCUUACGCUUUGAUAACACCUGAAAAACUUUUUGAAUAUAAUGAAUUUUAUCUCAAGUUAAAAGUUAUUAAUAAAAAGAAAGAUCCUUUGGAGUUUGUAAAGUUGACACUGGAAAUGGCUCAAAAUCGUGAUGACAAUAUACCAAUUCAAUUUUUCAUUGAACUUUUCAAAUUAGAUGGCAUUGAUAGCAUUUCCGGUUCUUCAAAAUUACCUGCAAACUCAGCUUUAACUGCAUAUUGGAGACUGAAACCGAGAAGAACCACUCGAUUGAUUCGGGAAACAGAAUAUCAAGCAAUUUUGAAUCUCAAAUUCACUCGAAAUGGUCAUAGAAAUGUACAAAGAAUUGAAACCCAAACUGUAAUAUAUCGUCCACGGCCAUCUUUGAAAAUGUAUUAUUUCUUCUCAAAUCUCACAUCUUCGGAGAAUACUACAAAUUUGGAUUCAUUAUCUUCUAAUUUCAGCGUUAUGGUUGCCUUUAUUAAUGCUGGAUAUUCGAAUCUCAGAAACGUUAAAGUUGAAGAAACCCGAAUAUCCAUAGUCUCAACAAAUACCAAGCAGUCUUUCAUACCAUAUCAACAGGCGAAAAUUGCUUACUUCAAACUGACAAUAUCGAUGGAUGGGAAACUGCUUGAACUUGAGGAUUCACGAACAUUUGUGAUUCAUCAGCUUAUCGCACCAGAAAAAUUUCUUAUUUCACCUAAUACCAUUCCAAAUUCGUUUUAUUAUUACGACAAAGAAAAAACAAUUAUGCGUACUAUCACACCGUUGCAUUUUGUAAAAUUAGAUGAAAAACGUGGUGUUAGCGAUGGCAAAUCAUUUCGGCAACAAAUUGCAUCAUUUGAACUCAAUGAACUAACACAGCCACUUACGUCAUUUUAUGCACGUGUCCCAUUUCCUCGUGACUUAGACACAAAUGUCGAAGUGUUGCGUGUAAAUCAAAUUGGCAAUGAUGGCAUACUGAAUCUAGUUGAUCCUAGACAUGUCUGGAAUUCAAAUGAUGGAGAAAAUUUUGUUCAUUUUAUCGAUGAAAAUCCACUCACAUCAUCAAAAAUUAUUACGUACGAAAUAAUUUACGGUAACGCAGAAGUAUUCCUACGUCCACGUUUUGAAUUCCCAACUUACAAUAUUCCUCUUGUACUCGAACAUUGGCCACAAAUUGGUGAUACAAUUGCUAAAAUUACUGCUACUUCACCAAGCCAAUCUGUCCUUCGUUAUGAACUUUAUACUAAUUCCAGCAGAGCCAAUGAUUACUUCGGUAUCAAUCCAAUAACUGGUGAAAUAACUUUAAAGAAGGAUAUUACUCCGUCAAAAGAUGGAUAUUGCAUGACAGCGCGAGCAACUGAUGAUCAUGGACGUUCAGAAGCUACUGUAAUCACAAUAGGACUUGAUGUUUCCCAUCAUGAGUGUCAGAAAAUUGAUGAUUUUAACGAACUUCAGCCACUAAUUCACAUUCCUUCUCAAUUUAAUUUUUCAAAAACUACAGUACAAUCAGAUUCUGCUACUACUGGUACUACAAGAAUACUGCAAUUGAUUAACUCAUCUGAUCCAUCCUACUUCACACCAUCGCUGUCUUCUCCCUUAAUAAUUACAGAAAGCUCAAUAACCGAUAGCACUUUAUCUUCAAGAUUUCCUGUAAACAAAAAAUACCAGUAUACAACACUGAUAGCUAUACAAUCAAAUAAUAAAUUUAACUCCAGUUAUGAGUUUUCUUCUACAUCCGAUAUGGUUUUAUCCACAAGUAUUGAAUUCGAAUCAAGUUCAGCAGCAAAUAACAUCGAUACUGACGUAGAUUUUACUUCUACCACAGUUUCUACUAAUGAUGCAAUAAGUAAUGAGAGUAAAACUUCAAUUUCCAAUAAAAAUAGUGACGACGAAUUGCUAUUUGUUACUGUGAGUGCCGAUGGAAUUAAUAAUGUGACAAUAACUCCUGAAAAUAUAGACAGUAUCAAAACUGACACUGUACAACCAGAAACCCAAUAUACUCAAAAUGUUGGUGAGAAGACAUAUAUUACAGACAGGCAAAAAAACGAAACGUAUCCUAUGCACAGUACUUAUGAAGUUACACCAAUUACUGAUAAAGAUGUAACAAAUUCCUUUACUCUACAAAAUACAACAAAUAAUAUUAAGGAAUCAGAAGUUGAAAAAUCAACUUUCAGUACAAUUAUCAAUGAAGUGACAAAAAGCAAUGGUACUAUGAAUGAUAACUUCGGAAGCACAGAAGGAACUCUCCAGGAGACAAUUUACACGCCAAAUUCCGAAAUGACAGAUAAGGCAGGAAGUGAAUAUUUGGAAAGCUUUAAAUCUCAAACAGUAUCUGAUCAAAGUACAGAUCUCAGCUCAUCAUCUACUCAACAAAUCACAUUAUCAUCAGAUCAAAACAACAACGAUGUAAAACCUAAUGCUGUGUCCGUAUUAGGAAGUUUGAGCAGUUUGCUUCGUUCAAAUACGGGCAUGGCUUUAGAUGCUGAAAAUAUCACGAAAAUACAGAAGAUAGUGUGUCACUUGAAAAGUGUGAAACCAAUUUGGAGUCUUAUUUGCGAUCUCAGCAAGACAAUAAGAAUUAAGCGAGUUGCCAAGACAAAAAUUUAA
Thelazia callipaeda (thelaziosis nematode) is the source of this 9489-nucleotide messenger RNA. The record is from the annotation of a GenBank genome assembly. Lineage: Eukaryota; Metazoa; Nematoda; Chromadorea; Rhabditida; Thelaziidae.